AUGCACUACCUCCUGCUUUGUGCUCUCAUCUUCCUGCCCGAGACUCCUGCUUUUCCACUACAACAAAGACCACAACCACUGAGCAUCAUAGACCUUGAGAAAGUAAAGGGAUAUCUUGAUAAAUUCUUUCCAAUUUUGUCAAAAACACAAAACCUAAGCAUAGAAGAAAGGAUUAAAGAAAUGCAGAAGUUUUUCCACCUGACUGUAACUGGAAAACUAGACAAAGAGACAGAAGAAAUUAUGACAAUGCCCAGAUGUGGUAUGCCUGAUGUAGCAGAAUAUCAAACAUUUCCUGGAACUCCAAGAUGGAAAAAGACACAUUUAACUUACAAGAUUCUCAGUUAUACACAGGACCUACCCAGACGGAAAGUGGAAGAUGCAAUUAGAAGGGCCUUGAUGGUAUGGAGUGAUGUGACUCCACUGCAAUUCCGAAAAGUUGACAGAGGCCGUGCGGACAUUGAGAUUAGAUUUGCUCGUCGUGAACAUGGAGAUGGAUCUCCUUUUGAUGGAAGAGGUGGCACGCUGGCCCAUGCCUUCGCACCUGGAGACGGGAUUGGUGGAGAUGCUCAUUUUGAUGAUGAUGAAAAAUGGUCAGAUGUCAAUCAAGAUGUCAAUUUGUUCCUCGUUGCUGCUCAUGAAUUUGGACAUUCUUUGGGACUUGCUCACUCCAAUGUCCGUGGAGCUCUCAUGUACCCUCUCUACUCCUAUCAGAACCCACAAACCUUCAGACUCCCGGCAGACGACAGGAGAGGAAUUCAGAAGUUAUACGGGAAAAAGCCAUCAAACUCUUGA
Melozone crissalis (California towhee) is the source of this 792-nucleotide messenger RNA. It is a transcript of the gene MMP7, whose product is annotated as matrix metallopeptidase 7. The transcript has 6 exons. NCBI's taxonomy places the organism in Eukaryota, Metazoa, Chordata, Aves, Passeriformes, Passerellidae. Gene Ontology annotation, cellular component: extracellular matrix. Gene Ontology annotation, molecular function: metalloendopeptidase activity; zinc ion binding. Gene Ontology annotation, biological process: proteolysis; collagen catabolic process; extracellular matrix organization. Bases 1 to 792 code for a protein of 263 amino acids. The record is from RefSeq and is a predicted model, not a curated record.